Molecule: messenger RNA, 2414 nt
Organism: Syngnathus acus (greater pipefish)
Lineage: Eukaryota; Metazoa; Chordata; Actinopteri; Syngnathiformes; Syngnathidae
Gene: pcca
Product: propionyl-CoA carboxylase subunit alpha
Exons: 22
Coding region: 128-2266 (712 amino acids)
Cellular component (GO): mitochondrion
Molecular function (GO): ATP binding; propionyl-CoA carboxylase activity; metal ion binding
Source: RefSeq, a predicted model, not a curated record
AAGAACACGAAGACGAAGGGGGGGAAACGCAGAAGAAGAAAAAGUGGAAGGUGAAGAAGAAAAAAGUCAAGUAAAAUAAAACAUAUCUAUUGGAAAAAACCGUGAGACUUUUCUGAUUGGAAUCGCGAUGGCAACGCGCAGUAUUUUACCACCACCCGCCAGAUUGGUGUUUGUUUUAAAGAUGGCUGGUGUGUUGCAGCAUGCCCCCUUCCAGUCUGGAUGCAAGGCCAACUAUUCCACCAAGCCUAAGACCAACGAAAAGACCUUUGACAAGAUCUUGAUCGCAAAUCGAGGGGAGAUUGCUUGCCGGGUGAUCAAGACAUGCAAGAAGAUGGGGAUUCAAACAGUCGCCGUCCACAGUGACGUCGACUCCAACGCCGUUCACGUCAAGAUGGCUGAUGAGGCAGUAUGCGUUGGCCUUGCCCCGACCAAUCGAAGCUACCUCAACAUGGACGCCAUUCUGGAUGCUGUCAGAGACACCAGAUCGCAAGCUGUUCACCCCGGAUAUGGCUUUCUCUCCGAAAACAAAGAGUUUGCAAAGAGACUGGCAAAGGAACGUGUGACAUUUAUCGGCCCAGACACUCAUGCCAUUCAAGCCAUGGGGGAUAAAAUUGAGAGCAAACUCAUUGCUAAGGCUGCAAAGGUCAACACUAUCCCAGGAUUCGAUGGAGUGGUCGAGACUCCGGAGGAAGCUGUAAAAAUUGCACAAAACAUUGGCUACCCGGUCAUGAUCAAAGCAUCUGCGGGCGGAGGAGGGAAAGGAAUGAGAGUUGCGUGGAACGACGCCGAAACAAGGGAAGGGUUCCGCUUUUCGUCCCAGGAAGCGGCAUCGAGUUUUGGCGACGACCGACUUCUUAUCGAGAAAUACAUCGAUAACCCGAGACACAUUGAGAUUCAGGUGCUGGCUGACCAGCACGGCAAUGCUCUCUGGCUGAAUGAAAGAGAGUGUUCUAUCCAGAGGAGGAAUCAGAAGGUGGUGGAAGAAGCUCCCAGUACUUUCCUGGACUCGGCGACAAGACGAGCUAUGGGCGAGCAAGCGGUUCAGCUCGCCAAGGCUGUCAAGUACUCGUCUGCCGGGACAGUGGAGUUCCUGGUAGACUCCAAGAAGAACUUCUACUUCCUGGAGAUGAACACCCGGCUACAGGUUGAACAUCCCAUUACGGAGUGUAUUACCGGUCUGGACCUGGUUGAGCAGAUGAUCCGAGUCGCCAAAGGUUACCCGCUGCGGCACAAACAGGAAGAUGUCCCGAUAAACGGCUGGGCCUUCGAGAGCCGCGUCUACGCUGAGGACCCUUACAAGUCAUUUGGUCUUCCUUCCAUUGGAAGAUUGUCACAAUACCAAGAACCGACCGAUCUCAACAAUGUCCGGGUGGACAGCGGCAUCGAGGAAGGAAGUGACAUCAGCAUCUAUUACGACCCUAUGAUUUCCAAGCUAAUAACCUAUGGUGCUACAAGAGCUGAAGCGCUUGCCAAGAUGGAGGAUGCGCUGGAUAACUACGUCAUCAGAGGUGUAACCCACAACAUUCCACUCCUGAGAGAAAUAAUCACCCAUCCGCGCUUUAUUUCUGGUGACAUCAGCACCAACUUCCUUCCGGAGAUUUACCCCGAGGGCUUUAAAGGUCACCAGCUACAAGAGGAACAAAAGCAGGAAUUGCUAGCAGCUGCUGCAGCACUUUACGUCACAGCCCAACUCGCUUCCCAGAACAUCCUUGGUCACUUGAGGCUAGCCUCAAAACCUGUGGAGAGCACUUGCUGGGAGUUGUGUGCACAGCUAGGACAGCAAUGUCACCAAGUGCAAGUUAACAAAUCCGGUGACCUCUACUCGGUGCACGUGGACGGAGAACGGGUGGAUGUCCACGGACAGUGGAACUUGGCAUCGCCGUUGCUACCACUCACGAUCAAUAGCAAGCACAGAAUGUUCCAGUGUCUAUCCCGAGAUGCUUCUGGACACAUAGUUCUACAGUAUCUGGGCACAUCGUUCAAGGUUCGCAUUCUGUCCAAGUUGGCUGCCAAGUUAAACACUUACAUGCCAGAUAAAGUUCCCGAGGACACCAGCAGCAUCCUGCGGUCGCCAAUGCCCGGCACGGUGGUGGCAGUUACUGUUGAGCCUGGUGACCAGGUUGCAGAAGGCCAAGAGAUUUGUGUUAUUGAAGCCAUGAAAAUGCAGAACAGUAUGACUGCUGUCAAACAAGCAAAGGUUAAGCGUGUCCACUGUAAGCCAGGAGAGACGGUUGGUGAAGGAGAUUUGCUUGUCGAGCUUGAAUAAUUCAAGCAGAGAUUGGUGACCUCAACAGUGCCUGAGCGUGGUGGCGCUUUAGCGAUCAUAUCAAUCUUAGUCCUGCCCAUCCUGUAUUUCUUGUUUGCUUUCAAGCCACUUUUAUUUGAACAUGCUAAUAAAAUCAUUUGAGCACACU